Molecule: messenger RNA, 810 nt
Organism: Lasiodiplodia theobromae
Lineage: Eukaryota; Fungi; Ascomycota; Dothideomycetes; Botryosphaeriales; Botryosphaeriaceae
Product: Dienelactone hydrolase
Exons: 4
Coding region: 1-810 (269 amino acids)
Molecular function (GO): hydrolase activity
Source: RefSeq, a predicted model, not a curated record
AUGUUGAUUGAGGAAUACCACAAGGAUGUGCCCACCCAGGCCGGUGGUGACAUGCGCAUCUUCUUCUUCCACCCCAAGAUUGAUGGGUACCCGAAGGCAAAGUUUCCUGGUGUCGUCGUGUUCAGCGAGAUCUAUCAGGUGACCGGCCCGGUCUCACGCUUCGCGCGCCAGAUCGCGAGCCAGGGCUACAUCGCGGCGGCGGUAUCGUCGUACCACGAGUUUACGGGUCCGGAGCCGCUGGCGUACGACGGGCCCGGCACGGACAAGGGCAACGAGCUCAAGAUCACGAAGGAGGUUUCGGCGUACGACGAGGACGCACGGCUGGGCGUGGACGCGCUGCUGGCGCUGCCGACGUGCAACGGGCGCAUCGGCGCGACGGGCAUGUGCCUGGGCGGCCACCUCGCCUUCCGCUGCGCCUUUGACGAGCGCGUGCGCGCCGCCGUCUGCUUCUUCGCCACCGACAUCCACAGCAGCACGCUCGGCAAGGGCAAGUCCGACGACAGCUUGAAGCGCGUCAAGGAUAUCAAGGGCGAGCUGGUCAUGAUCUUCGGCAAGCGUGACACCCACGUCCCGCCGCCGGGCCGCGACCUGAUCCGCAAGACGCUGCACGAUGCCGGCGUGGCCUUCUCCUUCUACGAGCAUGCCUGGGCCCAGCACGCCUUCAUCCGCGACGAGCUGUCCAAGGGCCGCUACGACGCCGCUCUCACCGGCGUCUGCUUCCAGAUGCUGCUCGAGCUCUUCAAUCGCACCCUGCGCUCCGACCUCGGCCCCCGCGAGGGCAACGUCGCCGAGCCCGAGGACGUGUGCUAA